AUGCCGGGACCCUCGCAUCCUGUACGGGAUGCACUUCCGCCCGAGCCUCCCCAGAGAGCUCGAUCACUACCACCAUGGAUGGAUCGUAAUAACGAGUUUGGGGACAUGAAGUUUCUCGUUUUCGAGCCGUUGAAAGGCUUUAAGCUCCCGCAAAACCCAUGGAUAAUUUCAAAGAGCAUUACCAACGUGGUUGGAGAGCUUACCGAAAGCAGCCACUCGAUGGAAUUCGGGCAGAAAUAUCUGAUCAAAACCCGAAACGUUGCGCAGUACACAAAAAUGCAAAGCAUCACGCAACUCAUCGAUGGUACAAAAGUAUCCAUCACCCCUCACGCUACGCUGAACACAGUCCAGUGCGUAAUAUUCGCCCCGGAGCUGAAAGGACUAAAGGACGAAGAAAUUUUGCUCAACAUGGAAAGUCAAAACGUCAAGCAAGUCCGACGAUUCACCCGAAAGGUGAAUGACGAAAUACAACCAACGAACUCUUUCCUGAUACGCGUAGAAGCUGGAAAAAUACCGGAAUCCCUUCGCAUAGGGCUGUUGCAGGUGCGAACGAAACCAUACUACCCAAAACCAAUGCUGUGCUACAAAUGCGCCAGCUAUGGGCACACAAAAAUGCGCUGCUCAAAGGGACAGGUGUGUGGAAACUGCGGAACCGCAGCACACGGUGAAUGUUCGACCCAUUCCGCUUGCGUGAACUGCAAAGGCGAACACAGCGCAUUUUCUCGCGAAUGCCCUGCGUUCCAAUUUGAAGAACAAGUCAUCAAAAUAAAAGUCGACCACAACUGCACCUACAAGGAAGCUCGGCAAAUGGCCCUCCAACAACAUCAGCGAACAAGUGCUGUACAGCAGCGAAUCACAUUUGCGCAACAAACUACCACGGUGGAUGAUAAAGACAUGAAAAUCAAGCGGCUCGAAGAAGAACAAAAUGAACUGAAGAAAACGAUCGUAGAUCAGAUGAAAAAGAUGGAUACCCAGAGCAAGCUCAUCGAAGCUCUUCUGAAGAAACUGAAAGAACCAAAUGGAAAUUUGCAGAAAAAUAAGAAUAACCCAACGAACAAAGCCACUACACAAAUCGAAGAAAACCAAAGCUCGACCCAAUCCAACAAUGUCUGCGAGAGCAACAACAAUGCUGAAGCAACGGAAAGCCUCGAAACCGACAACGAAACAAAUGACCAGGAAUCAAUGUCUACAUCCGACACAGAAUCAGAAAAUUCGGCCACAUCAGUCAUCUCAGCACAAUCCCGCAAACGAAACCACAACCUGGAAAACUUCUCAUCGGAAGAAGAAGAACUAAGAAAUGCAGUAAAAAACAUGGCAUCCAACGAAAUCGCAGUCAUCUCGCCCAUCGCUUCUCCCACUCUUCCCUCCGAACAACGAUCGCCAACUGCCAAACCAUCGAAGAAAAAACAUCGCCACUGA
This is a messenger RNA of Anopheles coluzzii, 1419 nucleotides long. RefSeq lists its product as uncharacterized. The transcript has a single exon. Bases 1 to 1419 code for a protein of 472 amino acids. The record is from RefSeq and is a predicted model, not a curated record. NCBI's taxonomy places the organism in Eukaryota, Metazoa, Arthropoda, Insecta, Diptera, Culicidae.